Molecule: messenger RNA, 1739 nt
Organism: Gossypium arboreum
Lineage: Eukaryota; Viridiplantae; Streptophyta; Magnoliopsida; Malvales; Malvaceae
Exons: 12
Coding region: 141-1739 (532 amino acids)
Biological process (GO): peptidyl-serine phosphorylation; intracellular signal transduction
Molecular function (GO): ATP binding; protein serine/threonine kinase activity
Source: RefSeq, a predicted model, not a curated record
AUAUCUGUUAUUUUUCCUUAUUUUUUUGUGUUUAUUUAAUUUUUUUGUUAAUUGCUUAUUUAGUGUUGAUGAAAUGCAGAUCGCAGUGGAUUUUGAUUGAGGUGAAAAAUAAAUUUUGAUUAGAGAGACAAAAAUUCAAAAUGGAUAACAGUAAUACGUCGAGGAGUUGGCUUUCGAAGUUACAGCCGAGGGAUAAGACGAGGUCAUCGAGGAAGAAUCAACCGUCGUCAAGCAGCGGAGGUGGAGGAGGUGAAGGGAAUCAAGACGGGAUUACGGAUGAAGAAGCUCUUUCCAAUAUCACCAAACAAAAAGCUGCUGCUGCCAAGCAGUAUAUUGAGAAUCAUUACAAGGAGCAAAUGAAGAAUCUUCAAGACAGAAAAGAGAGACGAAUGGUCCUUGAAAAGAAGUUGGCAGAUGCUGAUGUCUCCGAGGAAGAUCAAAACAACUUACUAAAAUUCUUGGAGAAAAAGGAAACCGAAUACAUGCGCCUUCAGAGGCAUAAAAUUGGUGUUGAAGACUUUGAAUUAUUAACUAUAAUUGGCAAGGGUGCGUUUGGAGAGGUUAGAAUUUGUAGGGAAAAAACAACAGGCCAAGUGUAUGCUAUGAAGAAGCUUAAGAAAUCAGAAAUGCUUCGAAGAGGCCAGGUUGAACACGUGAAAGCUGAAAGGAACCUGCUCGCUGAAGUUGAUAGCAAUUGUAUUGUCAAACUAUACUUUUCUUUCCAAGAUGAUGAUUUCCUUUAUCUUAUAAUGGAAUAUCUACCUGGUGGAGAUAUGAUGACUUUACUUAUGCGAAAGGAUAUCUUGAGUGAUGAUGAAGCUAGAUUUUAUGUAGCUGAAACAGUUUUGGCUAUUGAGUCUAUCCAUAAACACAAUUAUAUUCAUAGGGAUAUCAAGCCUGAUAACUUGCUUCUGGAUAGAUACGGACACUUGAGGUUGUCAGAUUUUGGACUAUGUAAACCCUUGGAUUGCAGUACUCUCCAAGAACAGGAUUUUUCUGGUGCGAACAUUAAUGAAGGUACAGAAAAUGAUGAACGCUCAGCAGCUCCAAAACGAACACAACAAGAGCAACUAGAGCAUUGGCAAAAGAACCGGAGAAUGCUCGCUUAUUCUACUGUUGGUACACCCGACUAUAUUGCACCAGAAGUCCUUUUGAAGAAGGGUUAUGGAAUGGAAUGUGAUUGGUGGUCACUUGGUGCCAUCAUGUUCGAAAUGCUCGUGGGAUAUCCACCUUUUUAUUCAGAUGAUCCGAUGACAACUUGUAGAAAGAUAGUAAACUGGAAAAAUCAUUUGAAGUUUCCUGAAGAAGCCAAUUUGUCUUCAGAGGCACAAGAUCUGAUUAACAAACUCCUGUGUAAUGUCAAUCAAAGACUAGGAUCAAACGGAGCAGAUGAAAUUAAGGCUCAUCCAUGGUUUGAAGGUGUGGACUGGGAUAGGAUAUAUCAAAUGGAUGCUGCAUUUAUUCCCGAGGUUAAUGAUGAGCUAGAUACUCAAAAUUUUGAAAAGUUCGAUGAGUCUGAGAAUCCGGUUCGAAAACCAUCAUCAAAAUCUGGUCCAUGGAGGAAAAUGCUUUCGUCAAAGGACCUCAAUUUUGUGGGAUACACAUACAAAAAUUUUGAAAUUGUCAAUGACUAUGCAGUGCCUGGGAUGGGUAUGCUUCUUUCUCCGCUUUAUUUACCAAGUUAUGUGGUAGCUAUAUCUGCUGGAACUUUCAGGUUUGAUUUACAGCUUAAGUUCUAA